CAGAGCUGUCAGGCACGGGACAGGGACGCGGGCGCUCGAGCCCGGAGCCUGUCAAUCACCGCGCCACACUGGCCACGUGGAGGCACCGCACCGCACCGCAGGUACAAACCAGAGUCCCGCAACCCACUCGUUCGAUCCCCACAAACGACGCAACGACGGUCGGCAGUCACUCGCAGGACCGUCCGCCCGGAGGCCAGCCGCCAGAUGAAGGGUCGAAACAAGGCGGAAAGUCUGAUUCUGACAGAUGUCAAAACAAGACGAGACGACAACCUGCGAGUGACUCCGAGCAACUCACCACCACACAGCGCGAGACUCGCGCUAUUUUCCACUACCUGCGUCUGCUCUUCGGUUCUUCUUCUGUUUCCCCAAAAACUUCAAACAAACCCGUGAACAGCAGGAAAUCCCCGCCGGAGUUUCCGUGGGAUUUUUUCACAAUAAAACACGGAGCGGGCGAGACGGUCCCUCAACUCGCUCGUGAGUUUUCCACGAGCAUGCGAAACCCCCGCUGAACCAACGUCCACUAAUCAAUCAACACAAACAUAUACUCGGUUAGACUGGCGAGCCUCUCGUCACACGCAGCUGACUCGACUUGGUCUGACUCGGACGGUGAACUGCUGGCCCUGGAUCGACUGUGUCUACACCGCUGAUCUGACAGAGCUCAUCGAUGAACAACUGCGGUCGCAGUCCACCGACUUCAGCUCACGAGACUUUAAAGCGAUACAAAUCCAUGUCCGCAAGUCAUUUCUGUUCUUGCUUCGAACGCGAUCUAUUUUCAUUUACUUUGAAAUGGCUAUCGUUUUACCGGAAUACACGUCACGGCCAAGCCAGCCGCCCCAGUGUAGCCCCGCCCCGCUGCCAUGGCAACCGCCUGCCGAUCACUCGGCGUGGAAAGCCCCCGGAGUUCAGGGGAAAUUCCGUCGUCACGUGGGAAAGUCCUGCCUGAAGAGGUCCCGCCCACGAUCACCGUCGCUUCCUCCCUCGAGCGUCUGAACCAACGUGUGUCGUCUGUGCUCGCCGGCGCACCUCCGCAGGGCGCUCGCUGAAUCAGCUCCAACGCUGACGUUCUGGGACGGCACUGAAGCGCCCUCCCGCGGAGACAGACAGUAGCGACACUGAGCAGAGCGAGUCCUCCAGCAGGCGGAGGAAGAGAGGGCGGACUGCUGCCCGCAUGCACAGCUGGUGUCGCUGUGUGAAUGUCGUUCCGUGGGGACACUUUUGCAUGUGACGCAGGUGACGCGGACGUGUGUUGAGCUCAAUGAAAGAACUGUCGACGGAGGCGCGAAGCAUCUCCUACGGUCCAUUCUGUAAGAAGGAGCCAAAGGCAGAAUGAGACGCUUUUGGGACUCACGUGACACCGUGACCUCGGCCCCUGACCUCCGCACAACAGGAGAGACUCCGGUGCCGCUCCUCCCCAGCAGGGGGCGCUCUGCAGCAACAACACGGCGAGCAGUUCCAUACCACAACUGCUGUCGGGGGCAGCAACUCAACAACACUGCAGCGGGAAGGCACACAGCUGUUGGCAUGAGUCAGCGGGGAAAGGCCCAUGUGUUUUGGGGCGCUCCUCCUGCCUCCUCAUCAGUCCAGUCCGGGUCCCAGGAGGCAGGCUGGCUCCGCCUGGACCUCCGGCGGAGGCGCGGCCGACUGCAGCCCAGCGCAGCUGCCACCACAGACGUCCUGCCUUCAGAGUCCCUGCAUGAAUACCUGGACAGUGUGGCGCGUGACGCGGCGCCGCAGCACUCGCCAGAGUCCAAGUGUGGAGCUGUGUCUGUGCCGACGGAGCGUCUCAGCGUGUGGACUCUGAGCCAGAGCCUGCUCCUGCAGGCUCGGCGCGAGGCCUCCACCUCCACCCCUCCGUCCAUCUCAUCCAGUUCCCCGGAACUCUUCGCUCCUGAGACCCCGUCCCCCCCCAGGGUGCAGGAGGAGGGCGUGGCCCUGCAGGUGACCAGCCAUGGCCUCUUCUGCUGCCAGGAGCCCGAGCCGCCCGCCCUCCCUCCUGGCACCGGCCCGACCACGCUGCUGAGCCGGUGUCAAGAGCCCAGCGUCCGGUACAGCGUCCUGGUGGCCGUCCUACACCCCUGCCACCUGAAGGAGGUCAAGGUGAGGUGGAGCUUGGGGUCAGAUGAGAUGUUGAUGAGCGAUGUGACGGCCCUCUGGCUGCAGGCCAAGUCUGGUCCCUCUGCGGGGACCCUGAUCCCCCUGGCCUCCCUGCUGGUGACUGACCAGUCUGCUGUGGAGAUGACGGUGGUUCUGUGGCGCCGAGCAGCGUUUUGGGUGGUGACUGUGGGACCUGGGGACGUUGUGAUGAUAUCAGGCCUGCAGGUGAACCAGGAUCGCUGGAGAGGAGAGAGGAUUCUGCAGUCCACCUUCUCUUCCAAACUGCUUCGUCUUGGCCAGGUCACCCUCACCAGCUGUCCUCCAGCUCCACCACUGGUCCCGCCUCACGCUCUGGAGGCCUUGUGUGGCUUUCUCCGCCAGCGGCGCCCCCUGCUGGUGUCCUUGCCCCCACGGCGUCCUCAGGACCUGAGCCGCCUCCCGUACGCCUCCCUGUCUGCCUUGCGCCCCAACACACUGGUGCACGCCCGCCUGAGGGUCACCGGCUGCUGCACCUGCACAGAGUGGAAGCCGGAGGCGGAGUCCAGGUCUCGGUCCGCCCUCCAACAGUUAGCCGUGGUGAUGGUGGAGCAGUCCGGGGGUCAGGAUGGGAGGCUCCUUCUGUGGGGCGGGGCCACCAGCUGGCUUCAGAGCUUCCACACCAAUAAAGACACUGUCUGGGACAUCCGCUUCCUGCUGGUGAGGGAGGGCUCCACUUCUGGCCGCGCCGAGCUUCACUCGACCCCUUGGAGUUCUGCACGAGCUCUAGACCCUUCUGACCCCAGGGGGGCGACGCUGUCUCCCAUCAUCAGGACCAAGUCGGAGAUGGACCUCAGAACCCUCUUGUCACAGAAGUUUACAGGGGAGGCGAUGCUCCAAGUCCAAGUCAGGUGGUUCCAGUUCCGGCAGAGCAGCCCUCAGCCCGUCCUGACGGCGUCCUCGGCGCUGGCUGGGAUCGUGGCGGCGCUUCGUGGCGACGUGACCUACACGGGCUGCGCUGGCUGCCGCUCAGAGCUGGACACCGAUGCUAACGGCAUCUUCCGAGCUUGCUACCCGUGUCUGCCCCGCACCUCCGUGGGCACCUUCUACAGAGCGGCCCUGAUGGGGCUGGGCGGGCCGGAGCAGUCCCAGCUGUGCGUGCAGGUUCCUCCCGUGGCUCUGCAGAAGAUCCUCGCGGCCGCACCCCAGAAGAUUCGCAGAGAGUCAGGUUCCGAUGAGGAGGGCAUCAGGAUGGCAGCAGAGAAGAUCCGGAACCUGCUGGAGCUUCCAAAGAAGACCUUUGUUGUCACACUGCGGAGCAUCUUCAUGUGUGACGAAAACGAUGUGGCCAUCGCUCAGGAGUUCACGCUGCUUGACAUGCAGCCUCUGGAGAGCACGAGCGUCACGUGACCUCACUGACCCUGCGGACUGUGUGUGUGUGUGUGAGAAUCUGCUCCCUGUCUCAGCUCAGUGUUGGUGACUGUCAUGUGGCGUGUUUUCAAGACGGAUAUUUGGCUCCACCCUCUUCUUCUCUGUGGAAUUAAAAGACUAAAUGCAACACAGCACUUGGCCCUCAGUCACCUGUGAGGACUGCUGCAGUGGUGGGGGGGCUGAAACAGAAACCAAGUUCAAGACACAGAUGUUUGGAGUCGUUUUAUUCAGCACGUUGUUGUUGUUGGUCCACCCAGAAUGCAUCCAGCCAUCUCCACAGUUAAUGGUGGUCCAGGUCCAGGUCAAACUCAAGAUUGCCACUCACAGGACUGCCAGGACUUUGAAGAUGCCGGCGGCGAGUCCCUCCGUGUCACUCGGCUUUGGAAGUGUCCUGAGCAACGCUGUAGAGAUCAUCCAGCAGCUCUGUGACGGAGGGGAGAAGACAGUGCUUACAGAGGGCCGGCCAUCACGCGGGGUGUCAGCACGCACUUGGACCAACCUCCGUCACAGGCGGGCGCCGCUUGGCCGGGGCUCCCUCCGUCGCCCCCUUGCUCACUGAACAAACCAGAGAAUCCGGACUUCUUCUGCUUCCUGUCGUCAUCAUCGUCUUUAUUCAAGAAUCGGCUGAAGAAUCCUUCCUUGUCGUCUUCGUCCUCGCCCUUCUUCUUGUCCCGUCCGAACGAAAAGAGUCCCCCUCCGUCUUCGUCCUCGCCCUUCUUCUUGUCCCGUCCGAACGAAAAGAGUCCCCCUCCGUCUUCGUCCUCGCCCUCAUCCUUGUCCCCGCCCAGCGCGCCCUUGAUGGCAUCUGUCACCUUGUCUUUCACAAAGUCUCCUGUGGAAACACAGACCGGACGGACCUUCAGCGCUUGUGAGCGUCUUCUUUCUGAGCAUGUUGGUCACGUGUUUUCCUGCUGUAUGGCGCGAAGGUCUUUGCUUCUCGGCUUCAACUGCGGCGACUCGUUGGUCACACGACCAACCCGUGUCAAAUACAGCAGAAACGAAGAUUAUUGAUGUCAAAAUAAACUCACCGAAUUUCUCAGCCACAAAGUUUGUCAUGGAGCUCAUGUUGGGCGAGGAGUAGUGCCGCUGCGGUGCUGCGUCUCAGGUGUGAGCGGUCCAAACCGACCUGCUCCACCUGCUCCACCUGCCCCGGGCGCCUUGCAAAUCAACAGCAUGACUCACCUGUUCUCUCCACUUUCCAUGUGAUGGACACGCCCUGAUCUCCUGCCCACUUUUAUGGCCUCACCGGCGUCCUCCGUGCAAAUCACUGACCGAGACUAAAACUACACAGACAAAACAGUCGUUUUUGCUGACGCAGCACAAGCUGGCACUUUGCUUUUCCGCUUCCUUUUUUUUUUUUUUUUUUUUCCAACACCGUUCACACGAGGUGUCGGACAGUUUUGG
Messenger RNA from Synchiropus splendidus (mandarinfish), 4905 nucleotides. It is a transcript of the gene shld2, whose product is annotated as shieldin complex subunit 2. Lineage: Eukaryota; Metazoa; Chordata; Actinopteri; Syngnathiformes; Callionymidae. Gene Ontology annotation, biological process: regulation of double-strand break repair via homologous recombination. The record is from RefSeq and is a predicted model, not a curated record. Gene Ontology annotation, cellular component: site of double-strand break; nucleus.